GGGACGUUCACCAACACUGCAUCACAACAACGCACAUGUGCAUGGCAUUUAGAGCAGCAUAGAAAAUAAAAUAAAUUAAUAAUGGUGCGAAAACUUAAAUAUCACGAGCAGAAAUUGCUCAAAAAAGUAGAUUUUAUCACAUGGAAAGUGGACAACAGCGCCAAUGAAAACAAAAUCCUACGACGCUAUCACAUACAAAAGCGCGAGGACUACACAAAAUACAAUAAAUUGGCGCGUGAGAUCAGAGAGCUUGUGGAGAAAAUAGCCAAACUGGAUGCCACUGAUCCCUUCAAAGCAGAGGCGUCUACAAUGCUAAUGAACAAACUGUAUGCGCUGGGUGUUUCCAAUGAUCAUCUCAGCUUAGAGACCGCCAGCAAAAUGUGUGCGAGUAACUUUUGUCGCCGACGUUUGCCCGUGGUCAUGGUUAAACUGCGAAUGGCGGAGAACCUUAAGAAUGCAACCGACCUCAUUGAACAGGGCCAUGUGCGCGUGGGCCCAGAAAUGGUUAAGGAUCCCGCUUUCUUAGUCUCUCGCAAUCUGCAAGAUUUCGUCACAUGGGUUGAUGGUUCCAAAAUUAAGGAACAUGUUUUACGUUAUAAUGAUAUGCGCGAUGAUUUCCAAAUGUAGAAACUUUAUCAUAUUUAAGCUCGUUAAUAUAUGAAAUUUAAAUAUUA
This is a messenger RNA of Drosophila mojavensis, 674 nucleotides long. RefSeq names its product U3 small nucleolar ribonucleoprotein protein IMP3. The record is from RefSeq and is a predicted model, not a curated record. Lineage: Eukaryota; Metazoa; Arthropoda; Insecta; Diptera; Drosophilidae. Gene Ontology annotation, cellular component: small-subunit processome; small ribosomal subunit; Mpp10 complex. The transcript has 3 exons. Gene Ontology annotation, molecular function: structural constituent of ribosome; rRNA binding; snoRNA binding. The coding region runs from base 82 to 627 and encodes 181 amino acids. Gene Ontology annotation, biological process: rRNA processing.